Molecule: messenger RNA, 1041 nt
Organism: Theileria parva strain Muguga
Lineage: Eukaryota; Apicomplexa; Aconoidasida; Piroplasmida; Theileriidae
Gene: U1A
Product: U1 small nuclear ribonucleoprotein A
Exons: 5
Coding region: 1-1041 (346 amino acids)
Molecular function (GO): RNA binding
Source: RefSeq, a predicted model, not a curated record
AUGACAACUUUGGGUUUGAUUCCUCCUGGGAUGUUCCCUAGCCAGUCUUCCAUCCCAAACAACACUCCCCUCAAUCCUCUCAAUCCUCUUACUCCUCUUACUCCUCUCACUCCCCUUACUCCAGUGGAGGCGGACCCGAGUAUUCCUCCGAACCAAACGUUGUACGUGAAAAACUUGAAUGACAGGAUAAAAAUCGACAUUUUGAAGCGGGAGUUGGUGGAAUUGUUCGGGAAAUUCGGGAAAAUUCUGCAAAUUGUGGCCAUGAAAUCGUUCUGGAGAAGAGGCCAAGCCUGGGUCAUCUACGAUAACAUCAACUCAGCCACAGAAGCCUUAAAAGAACUUCAAGGGCAUAAGUUGUUUGGUCAUGUGAUGAGGAUAAACUAUGCGUUGGAGAAGAGUGACGUGGUAUCGAAGGCGGAUGGUACGUUUGUGCCAAGGCCUAAGGGUCCAAAGAAACCCAGACAAAUACUACAACGCGAACUCAUCCUCAAACAAAUGUAUUCCAACUCAGUCAGUAAUAAUUCACUGAGUAACAACUCAGUGAGUAACAAUGCAAUGAGUAACAAUGCAAUGAGUAACAGUGGAAAGGAAUCAUUUGGAUUUACAGAUCCGGUGAAUAAUAGUUUCAGUAUGGAAUCGCAAGGUAGUCUCCCUGGACAAGGGAGCGUACCAAUGUACCAAACUCUAACUCCUUACAACAAUGCCUAUAGUAGUGGACAUAGUAGUUCAUAUAGUACGGGAGUUAGUACAGGAUUUAGUAGUGGGUAUAGUACGGGAUUUAGUGGUGGUUUCUCCGAUGAUCCUUCUAUCACCAGGCGGAACCGUGUGUUAUUUGUGGAGGAUUUACCGGACGGGAUAGCGCACGAGGACGUGAAUAACUUGUUCCACCACAUGCCAGGCUUUGUGGAAACCAAACUCAUCAACUCCAAACACGUCGCAUUCAUCGACUUCGAUAACGAAUUCAACUCCAAUUACGCUCUACAACUACUCCAGGGUAAAUUACUUAACGGUCAACCAAUCAAAAUCUCCUUCGCCAAAUAA